Molecule: messenger RNA, 5989 nt
Organism: Cololabis saira (Pacific saury)
Lineage: Eukaryota; Metazoa; Chordata; Actinopteri; Beloniformes; Belonidae
Gene: iqsec3b
Product: IQ motif and Sec7 domain ArfGEF 3b
Exons: 15
Coding region: 226-3645 (1139 amino acids)
Biological process (GO): regulation of ARF protein signal transduction; actin cytoskeleton organization
Molecular function (GO): protein binding; guanyl-nucleotide exchange factor activity
Source: RefSeq, a predicted model, not a curated record
GUGAGAGCAAGGGAGGGAGGUGAACGACCGGAGUAGUGGAGACGAGCUCUGUCCACCACCGAGCACAAUUUAAAAAGAGAACAUCAGAGGGAAAUUGUGCACCUUCUCAUCCCCGCGGAUAUCUGCAUCUCCCUCUGCCCCCCUCCCUCAUCCCCCCCAUCUGUCAUCAUCAGCCCAGCUCUGCUAUUUUCUCUUUUCUUCUACCUCUUCUUGCCUUUGGAUAGUAUGAGCUCCAGCUUGCUAGAAAACCCGGUACAGGCGAUUCUGUACCUUCGGGAGCUGACAACCAUCGUGCAGAACCAGCAGAGUCUCAUCCAGACGCAGCGCGCCCGGAUAGAGGAGCUGGACCGGCGGGUGGACGAGCUGAUCGGCGAGAACAGGCACUUGCGGGACAUCAGGGUCCAGCAGCAGCAGCAGCAGCAGCAGCAGCAGCAUCCCUACCUCCAUCUCCACCAUCAGCACCUCCCGGAGCCCACCUGCCUGCACAGCCCCCACCACCCCCCGCAGGACCCCCAGCUGGAGACCGGGGGGGUCUCCGUGCCGGAGCAUGCGGCGGAACCAGCGCAGCCCGAGGCUGCGCCGGAGCUCCAGCCGCAGGAGGAUGUGCAACCUUUAGACCCGGGGGACAUGCAGCUGGUCCCGGCGGACCCGGCCACCAUUUCUCCCAUGGAUAGCGAGUCAGAAAACGGCGGAAGUUGCCCCAGCUGCACCUCUCUGGUUCCGAUGACCCCAUCAACCCUGUGUCGAUCCCUGACCCUGGCAAAGAAAUCCGAGAGCGAGACCGUGCUGCAUCAGUUCUGUUGCCCAGCGCCUGAGCAUCCAGAGGCUGACACCACCGGCUCAUCCGGUGGACAGAUGCUGAGCCUGGAGGACGGCACGUCCUCUGGCGGAGGACAGGAAGUCGAAGGGAUCAAGAGGGAGGGGCCAAGUGAAUAUGAGAUCAGCCUGGAGAAUAAAAACAAACAGAUAGAGGAGUUGGAGCAGAAGUAUGGAGGCCAUCUUAUUGCAAGGCGUGCAGCCCGACGCAUCCAGACAGCUUUCCGUCAGUACCAGCUCAGCAAAAACUUCCAGAAAAUCCGCAACUCGCUGUCGGAGAGUAAGCUGCCUCGUCGGAUCUCUCUGCGCCAACCCAGCCCGUCAGGGCGAAGUCGGAAUGCCGGCCAGAGACACAGUUACAGCCUGCAUCCGGGAGGAGGACAAAUACCCUUACGCUCCAAGACGCCGCCCCCACCUCCUUGUCGAUCCACUUCUCUGCCCCCGUCUCCUGCAAUGGGCCCUGCACAUGCCCCCUCUUCUACCCCAAACCAAGCUCCACCUCAAACUCCCGCGCCUGGACCCACACUUACACAGCUGGAAGACUGCUUCUCUGAACAACUUCACUCUUUGGCUCAGUCCAUUGACGACGCUCUUCGUGGUUGGAGCUUGUCAGAGAGCGGAGAAGGGAAAGGACUCUUGAUGGACCCCGGGGCCCUGCGUGCUGCUGCUGAGAGCGCUUGUCUGCCUCGCAGUGCCAGCUCGCUGCUCAUGGCCUUCAGGGACGUAACUGUUCACAUUGACAGCAACACUUCCUACACCAUCUCCUCUGCUACCACGACCACCACCACCACUUCUCUGGGAAAUGCUGGUGGAGGAGCAGCCGGCGGCAGGAAACCCUCUGUAAGCGGGAUGACUGUGGGAGGGGACGGCCAGUUGGCAGACGAGUCAGAGUUUCCGGCGCCUCCACCCAGUGAGGAGCUGGAAAUGGCUGAUGCGGGAUCCAGGAGGGGUUCGGCAGCUCCGACUGCAGAGGGGUUGGGGUUGGAGGGGGGGAGCAGCUCGGACAGAAUGGGAUCCACCUCAGCUUCUACCUCAACUUCAACUUGCAUGUCCACCUCUGCCCAGUCUAACCAGCAGCCUGCACAGAUUUACACCCAGUACCAGCAGUACCACUACACUCAUCCUCAGCAGAUCCCCGGCGGGCCGAGCCCUGAAGCCUUGCAGGCCCUUGUUGUCUCUCUUCCAAGGGACCGCUGCCAGGAUCCAGCUUCCUGUCGCUCACCAACUCUGUCCACCGACACACACCGAAAACGCCUCUAUCGAAUUGGACUCAACCUUUUCAACGUAAACCCAGAGAGAGGCAUCCACUUCCUCAUCACGCGUGGUUUUGUCCCCGACACAGCCAUCGGAGUCGCUCACUUCCUGCUGCAGAGGAAGGGCCUGAGCCGACAGAUGAUCGGAGAGUUCUUGGGGAACAGCAAGUUGCAGUUCAACAGAGAUGUCCUGGACUGCGUUGUGGAUGAGAUGGAUUUCUCCGGCAUGGAGCUGGAUGAAGCCCUGAGAAAGUUCCAGGCUCAUGUCCGUGUUCAGGGCGAAGCACAGAAAGUGGAGAGACUCAUCGAAGCUUUUAGUCAGAGGUACUGCAUGUGCAAUCCUGACGUGGUGCAGCAGUUUCACAACCCAGACACCAUCUUCAUCCUCGCCUUCGCUGUGGUCCUCCUCAACACUGACAUGUACUCGCCUAACAUCAAACCCCACCGCAAAAUGGGGCUGGAUGAUUUCAUACGCAAUCUAAGAGGUGUAGAUGAUGGAGCGGACAUCCCCAGAGAGAUGGUUGCAGGCAUCUAUGAAAGAAUCCAGCAGAGAGAGCUGCGCUCAAAUGAAGACCAUGUCACGUACGUGAGCCGUGUGGAGCAGUCAAUCCUGGGCCUAAAAACGAUCCUUGCCGUGCCUCACAGACGUCUGGUGUGCUGCUGUCGUCUGUUUGAGGUGCCUGAUGCCAACAAGCCUCACAAACAGAAACUGUCCCAGCUUCAGAGAGAGGUCUUCCUUUUCAACGAUCUCCUGCUGAUCCUAAAGCUGUGCCCCAAGAAGAAAAGCUCAGCUUCGUACAAUUUCUGUAAAGCUAUGGGACUUCUGGGAAUGCAGUUUCACCUCUUCAGCAAUGAGUAUUAUGCCCAUGGGGUUACCAUGAUGAGCCCAUUUACCUCAGAGAAGAAGCAACUGGUGAGUUUCUGCUCUCCGAGCGGAGAGGAGCUCAGGAAGUUUGCAGAGGAGCUCAGAGAGGCUAUUGCAGAGGUCAACGAAAUGGAGCAGAUACACAUCCAGUGGGAACUGGAAAGGCAGCAAGGGAUCCAGCCACACGGCUUACACACAAAUGGCGGUCAAAUGGAUGCUCACACAAUACACGGCUCUCCCUCAGGCCAGCAGGAUGCAUAUGAUAAAACCAGCAACAACAACACAGUAGAGGUGUCAAUUCACAACAGGCUGCAGACCUAUCAGCUGAGCCACCCCAGCAUUGAGUCCACGCCUCUCGCCCUGGCCGCCCCACCCGCUCUUCUCAGCCCAGUCCAGGCCGGGGAGCUCCGCCCAGAAACACUCAUCCAGUGUCAGCAGAUUGUCAAAGUGAUUGUUGUGGACCAGAGCGGGCGAGGGCGGAUGGAGGCUUUCCUCAGCCAAGGACCGGCCGCUCACCAACUCAUCCACUCGGCCAUGUCGACACCCGUGCGUGUCCGAGAAGGAGACGGACCCCAACCUCCUCUGCCGCCGCCCCCUCCUCCUUACAACCACCCACACCAGUUCUGUCCGCCUGACUCGCCCAUGCCCCUUCACCACACCAUCCCGUUCACCCGCAGGCGUAAUUCCAGUGGCUCUCGCAGCAUUGUUUGAGUUGCCGGCUACUUUACCAACCCCAGGGGGCCAGACUUGACCCCCUCACCCUCCACAAACACUCAGCACACAGCGCCACAAACAUGCCGGAGCACAAGUCAACUCAGUUUUGAAGCGUGAAAUAAAAGCAGUGCAAAAAAGGAAAUACUGUUUGAAUCCAAGGAAAAGGAAACCAAGAAUCUUUUCAUAGUUUUGACCGAGUUGUGUCAUUUUUUUUUUAACAUGAUGAAGCUUUGAUGACAUUUCUGAGAGAUGUUUCCUUCCUCUUUUGCCUCCGACGUGUCAUCUGAUAACUAAUGUUUCCUGUCUGCAUUUCACAGAUCUGAGUGACUUUGCAUUUUUAAAUGUCACCUGUCCAACUAAUGUGUCUGCGAAUGCUUUUGACCGUGAAACUGAGUGAUGGUGACAGGAGAGCAGCCCAUGAAAGGACUGAAUUCUGUUUCAUUUUACUUCAGGAUAUUGAUGUUCUUGUAUAGCGACCGCGUUUUGUGAGAAAUCAUUUCAGCACAGCUAUUCAAGCCUCCCUACAUUUUUCCCAUAUCUGCAAAAUGUGAAGAAAGAAAGAGCACCGGUUCAUUUGUUCCUUUGCUUUCUCAGGAACUGAUCAUCAAAAUGUGCGAGGAAGAAGGAGAAGAAAAACAAAUAAAAGGCUUUAACAUCUCGAACAUGUCAUGUGCAGUUACGUGUAGUAGGUAUGGGUAUUUCUACUCACUAAACUAAAACAAUGUACCGAUGACAAUCAUUUUUCUGUGUUUCAUUGUGUGUUUUUGCUAUACUUGUGUUGGCAUAAGUAAAGUGUCACUGCUUUGAUUCAGUGGAGCGCUGCCCUGAUGGAGCAGAGGGAAGACAACAUGUCAUCGUGUAGCUGCGUCUCUGAGCUGCACUAACGGCAGAGUACUGGUGAACUGUGUGCUCAGGCUGCUUACUUUUGGAUAACAGGGACGGGAUUGAUAAUCCAAUCAAAAAGAAGGCUAAAACAGGCAUAUAUUUUCUUCUCCUGCACCUUUAUUCCUAAUAACUUACUUGAUGUGUACAUAAAUGCAGUGUUCUGGUCUAGGCUAAACCCUUCAUACAGAAACUUCUUUUUUUUUUUUCUUUUCAAAGGCUGUGGUUUAAAAUGAAAAGGACUCUGCACAGGGUACACACCUCACAAAAAACAUUGUUGUAUGUUUUUUCUUUGAAAGAAAUAAAAAAAAAAAGAUUGGACUUUACAUAUAAGCAGAGAUUCAUCUCUGUGCUGAAUGUUAGAUGUGGGAGAACAUGGAUGAGAGCAUCCAUGACAUGAUUAUUGAUUUCAUUGCCGUGUUGUUUGUUCUGUGUUGAUGGUUUCAGGCUUGAUCCAAAAUGUACAGCACCUCGCACAUCAUCCAGCGGAGACAAACAGAACAGGUCUUUUGCACCACAAAAUAUAUUAGAUAUUCUGUAAAUAGAUAAUAUAGAUUUAUUCUGAAAAAAAAAGUGAUUGGUUCACCCAGUGUGUGUAUAUCCACGUAUGUAUUUGUACAGAGAAAAAUCUAGUUUAAAAGAAAAAAAAAGGAUAUUAUAGUUAUUAUAGCUAUUAUUCACAUUUAUUAUUUGGGGUGUUCUAAAUGCUACCCCCAUGAGAGACGGGAGACAGGCAGAUUUUAUAGAGUACACUUCAGUUGCCAUGGUAACGAACACUGACAUCAUUACUGAUCUACAUUCAUCAUUAAAUUACCAUGCCAUGUUAUUACAGUAUUAUACGGAGAUGGCUGUAUCACCUUUUAAGGUGUGUAAAGGGCUAUGCUUAAUUGGUGAACUUGUACAGUGAAACCAGGAGUCAGGCGUACACAUAUACAUGGCCAAACGCAAACCUACGGACAAAAUAUUCACAUAACUGCACACACCGAGAUGCACAACAUGCGCACAGCUGCCAAAACAACAACAAAAUGUAACUUAACUUUACAGCUUGAUAUGUCAAGUCAGCAAUCCCACUUCGUUUACUAAAAAUUCUGACUUGUACAAUGUGGCAUGAUGUAUUUUCCUUUCCUGUUUUUUUUUUUUCUUAAUUUUCUUUUACAGAACGUAAAAGCUUGAUCCUAUGUUUGUAUCGUUUGUUGUCAGGGCAUGUCGGGUUGAUUGAUGCCAUUUUCUCCUCUCUUUAGUUCCUCCCUCCUUCCAGCUCUUUCCUCUUUUUCUUCUCCAUGGUAGUCAUGGAGACGAACCCAUCUGCAUCCUCUCUGUGGAGCACGGUCAUUUACUCUUUGCACCCUCACAAUAUUUCUAACAAAGAAAUUUCUUAAAUAUGAACAUGUUUACUAAUGGACUUUCUAUUUUUUUUUUCUUUCUGUUUGAAGAGAAUGAAAGAAUAAAGUAGUUUUUA